AUGGCUCGAUUGAACCAAAUGAUUACUGUCAUUAUCGUUUUAACACUUUGCACUAUUGGUUAUCUUAACGGAUUUUCAUUGAGUCGUCUAUUUUCAUCGGAAACUUCUAAUAGAGUCAAACGAGCUGAUAGUGAUGAUCCAAUUACUCGACGUAUUCAAACAGUAGGAAAUCUAGUGUUCGAUAGCAACGUUACACCAACCGCUAAGAUUUCUCGAAAAAUUGCUUGUUUCUUCGUAUUCGAUAAAGAAGCAUCCGCUGACCUCAAUAACAGUUUGAGCUAUGCAAAAAAGUAUGCUACUCAAUUAGCUACACUUGCAUCAAAAUAUACGAUACAUGCUAAUAUUAAAAUAACUAAUGCAGGCACUGAAAUAUGGUCAAAUGGUGAUCAAAUAUCAUUUCCUAUUGGCACUAGUUCGUAUAUAGCUAUGCCAGAUAUUUUAACAAAAUUUCAAACAUAUUUGGCUAAUACACAAAAAUCACGUUUUGGAACUGUUUAUGCUGUUGGAGUACUUAUUUCAAAUAAAACAUUAUUAGUUGCAGGAGGUUAUUCUCAAGGGCCCAUAUGUACUACUUCAGGUGCUUCACUCAUUAAUUAUCGACAAUAUCCAUGGUCGAUUGCUGGUUUACUUGCACAUGAAUUAGCACAUACACUUUCUGUUGUUCAUCCAUUUGAAUUAUCAUAUCUAUGUGAUGAAUAUAAAACCAAAUUAAAAUUUUGUACAAACAUACCUGAAGAAUGUUUGUGCACUUCAAAUAAUUACCCGGCUCAACAAUGUCUUAUGACAUAUCAAUUUGGUCGAGCCACACCAAAUGCUCCAAAAUAUACAUCGUGCGAUAUUGAAAUGAUGAAUUAUUUUGCAUCAAAUAGUUCCUGUCUUACUCGUGUGUAA
Messenger RNA from Rotaria sordida, 891 nucleotides. Lineage: Eukaryota; Metazoa; Rotifera; Eurotatoria; Philodinida; Philodinidae. The record is from the annotation of a GenBank genome assembly.